ACUACCAUUAGUAAUACCAAGUCAACACUUGGUCCAAGGGUUCUACCCAAACUACCCCAAAAAGGUAUUAUUCUUUCUCUCUUAUUUAACAGAAAAUGUCUAACAAUGCAAGAAAUCACAUAGUAUAGAUUACGGGCCAGUUUCCCAGACACAGAUUAAGCCUAAUGCUGUUUUAAAAAGUUGUUUCAAUGGAGAAUCCCCAUUGAGAAAGCUUUUUAGUCCUGGACAAGGCUUAAUUUGUGUCUGGGAAACCACCACUAUAUGUAUACAAUUUAGUAAGGAUACUGUUAACCCAAAAUAUACCAAACUAAGUUGAUGCAAGUUGACACUUUUUAAUGCCUCACCCUGUCUUGUUGAAGUGGCACUACGGAAGAUCGACACUAUGCACCUCCCUUCAGUGGACAAGCUCUGCCAACCUCCGGAGGUUCUACAGAGGUCAACCUGCGCCCAACUAGAGUCUUACCAAAAAUCCCCCCAGCCCCUGCAGACCCCCGGAGACACCCCUCAGAGGGCCCCGUUGGCAGAAAAACCGCAGCUAAGCGAACUGCCUCCCAAACCCCAGAUGUCAGAUCUGCCCCCCAAGCCCCAGCUCUCUGACCUCCCCCCAAAACCACAGCUGUCGGACCUCCCGCCCAAACCGCAGCUCAAGGACCUCCCGCCCAAGCCCCAACUGAGCGACAUCCCUCCGAAGCCCCCUGUCAGUGAGCGGCUCCAUCCGGGCGAGGCCGUGCAGACUGCGAUGGAUGGGCGGUCUUGCAGUCAACAGGGGGAGCUGUCACCCAGACAGGCCAGUGAGGACACCAAUGGAUCCCCGCCGGGUGCAGUGGAAAUGCCUGUGCCGCUGCCUCGGAAGAUCAACACUGUGAGUGCUGACUAAAGAUAGUGCUUUUUGUUGUAGUACCUAGGGCUGGAUUCAAUCCAUAUCACAGAAGUAUUGCGGAAGAUCCGCGUUAAACAAUGAAAGUUAAUUUCUGAAUGAGCCAACAUAUGCAACGUUUACCAUGAAUGCAGUCUCUGCGAACGCGGAAAACAUUGCCUUUAAAUUGUUUAAUAACUCACAUAAAGUACCAUUUUAUCAAGUCAUACACCAUGUGAAAAUUUAUCGGUGUACUCUGACGGUAAUGUAAACAUACUAAGCUUUUUGCAUUUUCAACCAGGGGAAGAGUAAAACUAGACGGGUGAAGACCAUCUACGACUGCCAGGCGGAUAACGAUGAUGAGCUGACCUUUGCAGAGGGAGAGGUUAUC
Messenger RNA from Coregonus sp. 'balchen', 1247 nucleotides. The record is from the annotation of a GenBank genome assembly. NCBI's taxonomy places the organism in Eukaryota, Metazoa, Chordata, Actinopteri, Salmoniformes, Salmonidae.